AUGAGUGAGAGCACUUCUUCGAUUAAUGCCUCCAGGAAAACACGUUCAAAACAGAAAAAGAACAUUAAAAAGAAGUUGACUAAAGAAGAAGCUGAGGCUAUCCUCCAGAAAUUAAUUGAUCUGAAGGUCAAUAGCCCCAAGGUAGAAGCUCUGAAAGAGCAUCUGGAAAUCAUCACUAAAUGGGAAAAAGAGUCUAGCAAGUACUGUGAAGAAUGGGAAAAUGAAGGUUCCAGUCCGAAUGACCAAAAUUUGGACCAGUUGAAAGCCCUCAUCUCCCAGUCAAAAACAUUCAGAUACAAGGUGAAAUUGGUUUACAAAGUCCAGGAUAAACUUGACCUCCUAGAAUGGAGAGAUGAGGCUCAAGAGACACUCAAAGAGCUCCAAUCGUCUAAAUGAAAUAUUUCAUUAGAAGAUAUAACAAAGUUAAUAUCUGAAUGUCUGAAAAAAGGAUUCGCUGAUUCUAAAGAAAUGAAGGAGCUUCAAAAUUUGCUUGAGAAAGUGAAUCUCUACAAGCAAAAAGCUCUCUCCAUCCUCGAAGUAAUGGAAAGCAGUGAUGAAGAGUCAGAAAAGGAGAGCAAGAUCCAACAAUCUGAUGAAAAUAGUAGCUCUAAAGAAGGGAUUUCAGACAGAAGAAUCUCUAUAGAGUCUAAUCUAAAUGACUCAGAUACUAGCUGGAACAAAAAGAAUUAUUACAAGGAUAAAAUCAUUAUCCAGGAUACUGAAAUCAACAAGGUAAAGGACAUCAUCAAAGAAGGCAAGGAGCUAAACCUCAACCUCAUUAUCGUGGAUAUCCUCGAGUCAGAAAUAGAAGAAAUUGAGGAGUGGCUAACUGAAUCCAAGACUAUCCUUGACCCUACUAGAAACAAGGACUUCAAGUUCAAAAUAGUCGAAGAGUUAUAUGAAGACUCUAAGGAACUCAGAAUUAAGCAUAAAGAGAUCAAGAAGGUCCAAGAUGCCUUAUACCCAAUCAUUGCAUGGGAGAAGGAAGCUUCGAAGUUCAUUGAGAAACUAAACUCUAAACCCAAAGGGAAAGGGAAAAAGAAGGUGGACCCAUUAGGUAAGAAGAUUUUAGAUGCGCCUACCAAAGAGGACAAAAAGUCUGCCCUCACUCCUUACGAGAUAUUGACUAAGCUUCCCCUCUUCUUCGAAGAAACCCAAGAAGAUGUAAAAAUGGAAGUAGAGGAAACCAAAGAAGAGACUAAGGAAAAAGAACCUACUCCCGAUGUAGAAAUGGUGCCUGAUAGAGAAGAAUUUAAAGAAAAAGAGAAGGCCAAGGAUGACCAUGAUAUAAUCUGCGCUCCCAAAAUCAAGAACCCUACAUUCAGAGUGCGGAAAAUAUGUAAGAGUCGAGAUAUGGGCCUUGAGGUUGAUAACUUACUUGACGAGACCUCUAGAAAUUUGAAAUUCAACAAUAUCCUAGUGGAUUCCUCGAUAGAGAAAAUUUUCAAAAUCGAGCAAACAAAGGCAGGAGAUCGUGAUGCUAAGUCAGAAGGGGAUAUAGAAAUGAAUAAUAAAAAGUCUCUCGAACCUCACACUAAAAAGCCGAUGCAACCUUAUAAAGAAAUAGAUGAACUUUUUGAUGAGAAAGGCAGAAUCAGGUACAAUACUCCUGUUACCAAAACUUUUGAUAAAGAACUCAAUGAGAAAUUAGAAAGCCUCAUGAAGGACUUUAGAGGGAGAGCUAGAAAAUCAAAGAAAGAACAAGAAGAAACUAAACAAAACAAGAAUCUUGAAUGAAAUACUCUCACUAGAAACUCUUUAUCACCUUCGAAGAAAUAUUGGCUCAAAUUUGACAAGAUCGAACAACUCUACAAGAAAAUUACUGACUUAAGAAAUGUCUGCGAGAGCUGGAAGGCGAGAUGAAUUGAGAUUAUCAUCUUCGGGGCUCAGCAUGGUCAUGACAAGUACUUAUUUGGAGAUGUUCCCCAGCAAGACCUCGACCAAGAAAACAUCAUUGGGAAAAUUCCAGAAUCUAUCAUAGCUGGUGCUGCCUCUCAGAUAAAUAUGAAUUAUGGAAAGAAAGACCAGCAAGGGAGUAUUCCUAUCAUCUAUGAUCCUGAUAUUAUAAAGAUCCUGCAAUCUCAUGUUGAUAAGCUAAACUGGAUGAAAAAGCUGACCAGUAUGUUCAAGGCCAACAAACUCAAUACAGCAAAUCCAAACGUGGUGAAAUACAAAAGAAUAGACAUGCUUGACAAGGAAGGGAAAAAGUUCAAAAACGAGGAUAAACUUCUUCAGAAACUAUUUAAAGAUAGAACUGAUGUACCUAAGCUAACUCCAUCAGUCAUCCUCAAUAGAGUCCAGACUGAAUUCAAUUCAGUCUUUGCACAUACCCAGAAGUGGAUGGAAAGACUUGAUGAAAUGAGGAACUCAGAAGACGAGGAGUCUAAAGAAGAUAACAAAAACAUCAAUGAUGAUGACCUCUGGACAAUGCCAGAGUUAGAAGAACUCAUCAACCUUGGGAAAGAUCUCAAAAUUAUCCCAACAGAGUACCAAGAUGUCAAGAAGAUUUACAAAGUGGCAAAGGAUUGGAAGGAGAGGGUUCUCGCUUUAUUCAACGGACACCCAAUGAGUAUUCCUAAACAAAUACAGGAUUCUACUAUAAAGACUACUCCAAUUAACAUAGAAUUGGAUACGCUUAUCGAACUCUUAGAAGAGACUAACUCUGAGAAAUUUGAGGUAGAACUACCAGAGAUCAGCCUAAUCCAGCAACUUAUCUCUCUGGCUCAAUGAUGGCAGAAAAAGGCGAAGAAAAUGAUAGAUGGCUUCUCACCUUACCUGAUCAGUUAUGAUUACACUGAAGUCGAGAAAGUCAGAGAACAACUUAUCCAAAACCAUGAGCUCAAGAAAAGUAAGAAAAAGAGAGAUAAAUAAAAACGAAUCAAAAAUCGAAGAAGAAAAAUCCAUGGCUGCACCCACUAAGCAGGAUAAUAAGUCUGAACACACUCCUGAGUUAAAAUCACCACUUGAGCUGCUCGAAAGAGUAGAAGUGAAGAGCUGCGAUUCAGGAAAAGGGUCUCCAAAGAGCUCCUCAAAAUCUGUGAGCUCUUCAGACUCUAUCUUAGUCGCUUCAGUUUUGGGAUCCUCGACAUUAUUUGAUUAUUCAGAGGACAUCUUUUGUCAUUGUUGUACUCCCAAUCAAUCUGACUCUGCCUAUAUUGGCUGAGACAUAUGUGAUGGAUGGUUCCAUUACGAUUGUAUUGGAAUAGACACUAACACAGAAAUUGACAAAUACGAAUGCAAGACCUGCUCAAUCCUCAACAAUAGAAAGUAUUCAGCUGUAAAGUAUCAAACCAAGCCGUUUGGAUUUGCCCACCUAUCAGAAGCUGAACAGCAAGAGCUAGCUCCGAAAUAUGACAAAUUUCUCAUGCAAGCUCCUGUAAAAAUGGAAGAAUACGAUAUUCUCUUCAAUAUCUUCUGGAGAGUUAAACUCUGGAGAAUGCAAGCCAGAAUCUACAUCUCAAAGGGUGUAAAUUUCGCUGAAAUAAGGAAGCUUCAAAAAGAAUCAGAGAAGGAUGAAAGCUCAAAUAUCCUCGUAGAAAAAGAAAAGAAAUUGCAGAAAAUGAUAAAUGAGUGCGAGAUUUUCCCCUUCCCAGUCCAAGAGAAGGAUGAACUGAUAAAUCUCCUGAAAGAAAUCAAGUAUGUCAGGAAUGUAUUUAAUCAGAAUGAGUAAAUCUACAUCU
Molecule: messenger RNA, 3680 nt
Organism: Moneuplotes crassus
Lineage: Eukaryota; Ciliophora; Spirotrichea; Euplotida; Euplotidae
Source: the annotation of a GenBank genome assembly